Molecule: messenger RNA, 1880 nt
Organism: Fusarium oxysporum Fo47
Lineage: Eukaryota; Fungi; Ascomycota; Sordariomycetes; Hypocreales; Nectriaceae
Product: basic helix-loop-helix domain-containing protein
Exons: 2
Coding region: 384-1742 (452 amino acids)
Biological process (GO): regulation of transcription by RNA polymerase II
Molecular function (GO): protein dimerization activity; RNA polymerase II cis-regulatory region sequence-specific DNA binding; DNA-binding transcription factor activity, RNA polymerase II-specific
Source: RefSeq, a predicted model, not a curated record
GAUCUGUUCCUCCUCGUGCUCUCGCGACCCAGCGACUACCUCCUAAACUCCAGCCAGAUACAACAGUCACUUCUUUGCGCUUCGUGUGGAGCGAAUCGAUAUUUGUCCAGGCAUAUACUCAUUUGCCAUCAACUUGGCGGGUUUGAACUGUCAUGUGCUAGACAGACAGAACAUAGCUCGAUAUUGUCCUGGUCUAUGUACGCUUAAUGCCGAACGAAAAGGCACACCGUUCUGGAAACAUUACCAUUUACACCAUCGAGUCGAGAUACACCCGCCAAAUACUUUCAAUCCUUCAAAUCACAAAAAGUUAUACAUCUACUGUGGCUCAUUUGUAGCACAGUGCGCUUGCUCUACAGAAAACCCAUAUUACAAAAGACGCAUCCAUGCUCGCCGUACAGCACGCUCCGAGGAUGGGUUCGUCGCAGCCGCCCUCAGACCCUUUUAUGCCUUUUGGCUAUUCAUUCGACCCUAAUCAAGAUCCUCCGAUCAACGAUCCGCCAGAGCCUGCACCUGGAGCUCCUCUCUUGACAGAUACCGACAACAGGCUUCUAACAUCCUUCUUCGAUGAUAUCAAUGCCGACCAUUACAAUAUGCCCUCCUUCGGUGAAGGGCUCAAUUUCAGCGAUACUUGGCUUGAUCUUCCUCCGCAAUUCAUGGGAUCCAGUACUUCAUUUGGUCAGCAGCCAGGAUCUUCACUUGGCGAGCCGCCGGCUCAAGGACUCUCCCAUAGUCUUAACGAGUUCCAUGGCAUGGCACCAAUGGGAUCCCAUAUGAUGCCCCCGCCACCACCUCCUCCUUCCCAUUUACAACAUCAAACUGAGCAUCGACACACUCCCGAUGAUGUGCUGAACGCGGCGGCUACUCUGCUUCAAAACGGCCCAAACCAGCGUCAGAACUCCAACGGAAUUGAUACUUCGGUACAGAGGCACCCAAUAGGACCUCCAGUAGGUCACCUACGACAUCAACCUAUAGAAGAAUUCCGGGAGGACCAUCGACGCAGCGUUGCAGCAAGCGAGCAAGAGCAUUACCCGGACUGGAUGAUGGGACCCCAUGACAAGCGCCAGCAUCGAGCACCGCCUGCCGAAUAUCAGUGGGGUUCUGAUGCCAACUUCAACCGCAUUCAAGGCUAUACUCCCAACUCGGAGAAAGAAACCGCCGAGUCCUUGACGAAAGAACAACUCAAAGUUCUGGAAUGUUUUGAGCCCAGUAAAAGCGCCGAUAACACGCGACCCAGCAGCCCACUUCAUACCAAGGGACCGCUCCCACAUAGCAGAUUGACUGAGCUCACGAAAGUGCAAGAAGCUGAUACGCCCCCGCGUAAAAGGCGGAAGAGCAGAAAUAAUAAGGAUACUCCAGAUGAAGAGGCGCAGGAAGAGACAAUCACGCCUAAGCCUGUGCGGAGGCGGAAACCUAAAGCGGAACGUGCUGGUUCCAUCACUUCGGCUGUUGCAGAUGACGUUGCUGGGGGAAAACGUCGCAAGUCGGCAGCAAACAAUAGCAAAGUGUCAAGAGAGAACCUUUCAGAAGAACAGAAGCGCGAGAACCACAUAAAGAGUGAGCAAAAACGGCGCACUCUGAUUAAAGAAGGCUUUGACGACUUGUGUGAUCUUGUUCCUGGCCUUCGUGGAGGCGGUUUCAGUAAAAGUACUAUGCUUGCGAUGGCAGCGGAAUGGCUGGAGGAUCUACUGAAAGGGAAUGAGGCACUGGCCGCCCAACUUGCUGCUUUAGAAGGGCGCACCUGAGCCCCCUUUCUCAAUCGAGUACGAUACGUGCCAUGUAUCGGUGUAUAGACGUGCGAUUUGGUCGGUGUUUGUUUUUCUAUUAGGGCAAAAGGGAUUGGAUGACCAUCCCCCGGUGCGUAUAGGAGUUCAUGGGAGGAA